UCCGGGGCAGUUGCCUCCCGCAGAGACCCGCCCCAAACGCGCAGCUGUGUUUCUGGUGAGCCAUCUUUGCUCCGCUGCGGGGAAUCGGCAUUUACGCCGCCGAUAGAGCGAAGGCGAUCCUGACCAGGAGAGCCCACGCCGCGAGAGGAGAUGCGCGCGUUUAUUCCAGAGCCCAAGCCUGGAGACCUGAUUGAGAUUUUCCGCCCUUUCUACAGACACUGGGCCAUCUACGUUGGCGAUGGAUAUGUGGUCCACCUGGCCCCCCCAAGUGAAGUCUCGGGAGCUGGCGCGGACAGCAUCAGGUCUGCCCUAACCGACAAGGCUUUCGUGAGGAAGGAUCUGCUGUAUGACGUGGCCGGGAGUGACAAGUACCAGGUCAACAACAAACAUGAUGACAAGUACUCGCCGCUGCCUCCCAGCAAAAUCAUCCAGCGGGCAGAGGAGCUGGUGGGGCAGGAGGUGCUCUAUAAGCUGACCAGCGAGAACUGUGAGCACUUUGUGAACGAGUUGCGCUACGGAGUUCCCCGCAGUGACCAGGUCAGAGAUGUCAUCAUGGCGGCAGGCAUCGCAGGAGUGGGCUUGGCAGCCAUGGGCCUCAUUGGAGUCAUGUUCUCCAGAAACAAGAAACAAAAGCAAUAAGCUGAAAAGACUGUUCUCUCAGGAAUGACUAAACAUUGAGCGGGGGUCUUGUUUUGCUAGAGUUUGGGGUUUGGUUUUUGAAGUUCAUUCUGUUUUAUAAUGAGGUUUAUUUUCACGGAAUGAAAUAAAGCACAAUAAGAGGAUUUUCUUGGGGAAAUGCAA
Molecule: messenger RNA, 801 nt
Organism: Fukomys damarensis (Damara mole-rat)
Lineage: Eukaryota; Metazoa; Chordata; Mammalia; Rodentia; Bathyergidae
Product: phospholipase A and acyltransferase 3
Exons: 5
Coding region: 151-639 (162 amino acids)
Biological process (GO): N-acylphosphatidylethanolamine metabolic process
Cellular component (GO): cytoplasm
Molecular function (GO): glycerophospholipid phospholipase A1 activity; A2-type glycerophospholipase activity
Source: RefSeq, a predicted model, not a curated record